GUGAUGACUUUUCAGAGAAAUGAAUAUUUGUGGACUAGAUAAGUCUCCCAAGACUAGCUUAUUUGCUAAUUGGCAAUAUGGGGAGAAGAAAGUUCAAGGCCCCAAUAGAUGAUUUGACAGAGGAGAGGAGAUAAGAAAGCUCAACACGGAAACAUGGCAAUAAAUAGGUAAACGGGAAGGACUUCCUCUUCCUCUAGGAACUUCCUUGUUACUUUCUCAGGAAGGACUAAUAAUUAUAUGUCUUUUUAAUAUUUUUGUAUACUCCUUAAAAAUGACUUAACCAUACGGAAUACGUCUCAUCUACCUUAGAUCGAUGUCUCACUUGAUUAGCACUACACUGAUUGGAACUUGAUUAGAAAAAUGUAAUAAAUGACUUGUCAAUUUGCCAAAAUAACUAUUAGUAUUAGUUAGUAGCGGAGGAGUAAUAUUAAUUGUUAAAGAAUAAGUCCACACACUUGAAUUCUCAGUUCACAAUACAAUACUAUACUAUAAAUAAACACCCGCUUUCUCAUUAGUGUGUGUAGGUUUAACUUUUCAGGGGCCUCAAAUUUCUGUUCAAAAUGUUUUCUCUCUUGGACUUGGAAAUCGGAAAAGAAAAGAAGCACACUACACAAAUGUUUAGGGGAACCAUUAAUCAUCUUUUUGCAAUAUUCAUCAUCAUCUUUCUGCAAACAUGCAAUGCUAGGAAGAGCAAACACUAUUGUGUCCCUUCUGCCUGUGGCAACAUCCAUAACAUAAGCUUCCCUUUUCGCUUAAACACCGAUCCACAAUAUUGCGGUUUUCCAGGAUAUGAAUUAGCUUGUGAAGGUAACAAAACCAUUAUAUCGACAUCAUCCAAGAAGCUGUAUGUGCAAGCCAUCAAUUAUGGUAACAACACAAUUCACCUUGUAGAUCCAUCUUUACAAACACAAGAUAUAUGCUCUAUAAUACCUCCUCAUCUUACAUUCCACCAAUACAAUAGUAGUAUCUUUUACUCAUAUUAUUAUGGAUAUAUUGGAGUAGCAGAGCCUAUUUUCAUGUUCAACUGUCCAUUUGCUAUUAACACGACCACCUCUACAUUUCUGGAAAUUACUGGCUGCAAAUUAAGCGCACACACUUACUUAAAGAUUGGAGAAAUGAAUGUAUCUGAAGUCAGUGAUGGAUGCAGAGUGGAACUUGUAGCUCUGACCUCUUGCCCUAACAUUAAACAUAACAACAACAUUUCUCUUUCUGAUUUUCAUCAAGCAAUCAUCUAUGGGUUUGAGCUUCUUUAUUAUCCGAAUAGGGGAGUCACGUUUGGUGUUAUUCAAUUGAUUGUCUGGAGCACCAAGAUGCUAGCUCAGUUUUUCAUAUUGUAUUUGGUAGCAAGAUUUGUGAUCGGCCUACCAAUCAUAAUUGUAUUUCUGAUGAUCAAAUUCAAAAGGAGGCAUUUGUCCAUGUAUGACAUGAUUGAAGGCUUUCUGCAGACACAAAACAAUUUUAUUCCAAUCAGAUAUAAUUACUCCCACAUAAAGAGAAUGACCAGAGGGUUCAAAGAGAAAAUAGGCGAGGGAGGUUAUGGCAAAGUAUAUAAAGGAAAGCUUCGCAGUGGCAGGGAUGUAGCAGUGAAAAUGUUGAGCAAGCCUAAAGCUGGUGGAGGUCAAGAUUUCAUGAAUGAAGUAGCUACCAUUGGAAGAAUUCAUCAUGUGAAUGUAGUUGGACUCGUGGGGUAUUGUGUUGAGACAACAGAGCGCGCUCUUGUAUACGAUUUCAUGCCCAAUGGAUCACUUGAUAAGUACAUCACCAGUCAGGAAGGAAGUCCUGUGUUAAGUUGGCAGAGGAAGUAUGAAAUUAUUGUUGGAGUGGCUCGAGGAAUUGAGUAUUUGCAUCGAGGCUGUGAGAUACGAAUUUUGCACUUUGACAUCAAGCCUCACAACAUUCUUUUGGAUGAGAAUUUUAUCCCAAAGAUUUCUGACUUUGGACUUGCUAAACUAUAUCCAACAGAUAAUAGCAUUGUGACUCUCACAGCUGCUCGUGGAACGAUUGGAUAUGUAGCUCCAGAGUUGAUCAGCAGAAGCAUUGGAGCAAUCUCUUAUAAAGCUGAUGUUUACAGCUUUGGAAUGCUACUAAUGGAAAUGCUAGACUUGAAGAGAAAUGUCGCUGUAAAUGAAGAAAAUUCCAGCCAAUAUUUUCCCUGUUGGGUUUAUGAUAAGUUUAACAAAGGAAAGGAGAUUAUGGUGGAUGAAGAAGCCAAUGAGGAUGAAAAGAAGAUAAGCAGAAAGAUGACUAUUGUUGCGUUAUGGUGCAUUCAAACAAAUCCGGUACAACGCCCUUCAAUGAGUGUAGUAGUGGAAAUGCUUGAAGGUGAAGUUGAAUCUCUAGCACCACCUCCUCAGCCUCUUCAAUCUCAACCAAUUGCUCCAUUGUUUCAUCAGAUGGAAAGUUCUAUAACGUACUCGUCUGAUUCAAUGGCUUUGUUAGAAAAUGCUGCUAAUAAUCCUGUUGAAUUAGACAUAUGUUGUGAUUGAUUCAUAGUUGAUGUAAUGUUUUUUGUAAAAUGACAUUCUAUGAAGUUUGUUGUACUAAUUAUGACAGGGUAGUUGCCAAUCACAUUAUUGUUGCAGUAAAUGACUCCGCACUUCAACACUGAAAUUUCCAUCACUUUCUCCUUUUUGCUGGUGCA
Molecule: messenger RNA, 2641 nt
Organism: Nicotiana tabacum (common tobacco)
Lineage: Eukaryota; Viridiplantae; Streptophyta; Magnoliopsida; Solanales; Solanaceae
Product: rust resistance kinase Lr10
Biological process (GO): protein phosphorylation
Molecular function (GO): ATP binding; protein kinase activity; polysaccharide binding
Source: RefSeq, a predicted model, not a curated record